UCUUAGCGAGUUGGAAUCAAUAAAUAAUAUGAAAAAAUAAUGUCACAACAACUCUGUUUAAUUAUAGAUCACAAAAUAGUUGGCGUGUGCAUAUCCAUCCCCACCUGUAGACUGCGGCAGCAGCAGCAGUAGCAUACGCAUUCCGAGCUGUGAGGCGUGUGGUGGGGCCCACCACGGCGAACUUGUCUCGGCCGUUGCGGCAGGCGCGCCAUUAUUGCGGUAAGCUGGUAACCGCGCGUCGCCACCUCCGCCGCUUUAUAUAGCUCCAGCCUCCAGGCUCUUCCUCCUCUACCCUUCCCUCCGGCCAUCUCUUGAGCCUUGAUCUCGUCUCGUCGCCUCCCCUCUGCUCUCCGUCCCUCAUAAGAAGAAGACUUGGCGACAUGGCCGUGGAAGCGCAGUUCGCCGGCCUCGCCGGCUGCCUGCCGCCUUACGGCGGCGGCGGCGGAUUGGCCGACGAGCAGAUGCGCGCGCUCCUGUCAGCUGCCGCGGGCAACAAUGCGUACCAGUACAACUGCGCCGCCGGCGUGGUCAGCGCCGCGCAGAGCGAGCUGACGUGCAACGGCGGUGGCGUGGCGCUGCCGUCGCGGAAGCGCGGCAGGGAGGAUGAGUUCGAGCAGUACGUGACAUCCUGGUCGGCGGCGCUUCUGCCGAUCCCGGGGAUGCAGGAGGCUGUCGUCGCGCAGCGCUCGCCCUCGCCGGCGGCGACCGCGAACCGGAUGGUGGAUUCCGCGACGGCGUCGACCAGCGGGCGGCCGGCCACGGUGUCGGUGGCGGACGCGCUGGUGGCGGAGCUGUGCCAGCAGGGCGCGGAGGUGGACGCGCUGGUGCGCGCCGAGUGCGAUCGCCUUCGCGCCGGGUUGGAGCAGGCGCACAAGCGGCAGCGCCAGGCGCUGGUGCGCGGCGCGGCGGCGGGCGCGGCGCGGCUGCUGCGCGCGAAGGAGGCCGAGCUGGACGCCGCGCGCCGCCGCGCGGCGGAGCUCGAGGAGCGGCUGCGGCAGGCCGCCGCCGAGAGCCAGGCGUGGUGCGGCGUGGCGCGCAGCAACGAGGCCGUCGCGUCGGGGCUCCGCGCCGCGCUCGACACCCUCCUCCUCCGCGGCGGCGGGGCUGGUGCCCCGGCGAUUCAGCCCGCCGAGGAGGGCUUCGGCGACUCCGACCCCUGCAUCGCCGCCGCGGCGGACGACGCGGAGUCCCGCUUCUUCGUCGAGGCCGAGGACGGCGCCGGCGCGUGCGCGGCCACGUCGUCCCCGGCGGCGGCGAGCAGGUGGGCGUGCCGGGCGUGCGGCGGCGGCGAGGUGUCGGUGCUGCUGCUGCCGUGCCGUCACCUGUGCCUGUGCAAGGCGUGCGAGCCCCGGGCGGACGCCUGCCCCGUCUGCCUCGCAGCCAAGAACGGCGCCAUCCACGUCGCCGCCAACUGACCGCGUGAUCCGCCGCCGCUGGCGUCGUCGUCCACGGCGCGGGAGUGAGUCGGCUCCGGCGAUCUCGCCAACCAACCCCACCAGAGUCGUCUAUAGAUUAGGCCGAUUUACUUAACCCCGUUCGUUCUGUUCUUUUUGGAUGGUGGUGAAUAUCGAGCCCUGAUGUAAAGGAAAUUAACCUCUGUUUUUUUAUUACUUUGAUCCGCAUGCAA
Molecule: messenger RNA, 1627 nt
Organism: Setaria italica (foxtail millet)
Lineage: Eukaryota; Viridiplantae; Streptophyta; Magnoliopsida; Poales; Poaceae
Product: probable BOI-related E3 ubiquitin-protein ligase 3
Exons: 1
Coding region: 381-1415 (344 amino acids)
Molecular function (GO): ubiquitin-protein transferase activity
Source: RefSeq, a predicted model, not a curated record